Owenia fusiformis is the source of this 928-nucleotide messenger RNA. NCBI's taxonomy places the organism in Eukaryota, Metazoa, Annelida, Polychaeta, Sabellida, Oweniidae. The record is from the annotation of a GenBank genome assembly.
AUGCAUUAUAGUUUCUACCAAUCAGAGACGAUGAUAUCGUCAAGGAUAUUAAAAUAACAUAAAUAUAAGAUGAAAAAUUAGGAUUCAAAGAGGCCAAAGCAAUUUUUAAUUCUUAUCAAAGAUUUAACAAGAUCAAAUAAAAAUGGCAAUCAAGAGGGUACAGAAAGCAUGGAGACAACUGAAAAUGUUAUUCUCAAAGAAACAGACAAGUAGCAAGGGAGUUGGAACCAAUUUGUCAAUUCCAGAGCAUUGCCAAACUGAGAAUGUAUUCACUUUCGUAGUGGCGAAUAGGUUAGCAGAGGCAGUCGCUGAAAGAGAUGCCCUGAGAAAAGAGAAAGAUCAAAAGGAAAGGGAGUUGGAGAUGGAACGAGAGGCAGUGAACCGAGCGCAAAACGAAAUAGGUGAGCUGAGAAAAGAACUUACAAGGCUGCUAGAGAUGGUUGAAAGUACCUUAAAUACCGCUGAUCUUCUCACACUGUGCAACGAUGGCCCAGAUGGCGAUAAUGAUUGUGAACUGGAUCAUAAAAGUACUGACGCUAAAAUGAUUGCUAAAGUGCCUUCAUCGUGAUCAUAUAUUUCAACUAUUUAUAAACUGUCCCACAUAGCAAAAACAGCAAUGACGUUCCCACAGUCCCGAUUUAUGUCACUAGUGUCCGUCUGACAUAGCGCAACUGACAUCCCAGCCCGUGACAAACACACAAUUGAUAUCAGACAAGAGUGAAGAGCACGGGGACUAGUAGAUUUAGAAAUCAACAAAAUCAAUUUCGUAAACAUACAUUACAUAUCCAGGGAGCAAAAGAUGGUCAUAUUUAUACACCCUACAUCAUUAAUACUAAAUAAUUGAACGAGAUUUUUUGAACGAGAAAUAAAUUGUAUAUAUUGUAAAUAAAUUGUAUGUAUUGAAAAUAAAUUGUAUAUAUUGUAAAUA